UCAUAGCCCAACCCAUGCCGCCGCCAGAUCUGACCUGCCUCCAGCUCGUGCCCUUAUCUGGGACGGAAGCCACACUUCUCCGGCCAUUUCCAACCGAUCCUAAACUAAUCAUUAACAAAAGCGAGACCAAACAUACUUAAUUUUUCAACUCAAGAUGCGCAUCGCUCCGCCCCUAAUCCCAGAGCUGCUGCUAGUCGCAGCGGUUUCCGCAGCUCUUGCAAUGGCCACGGUAUCGCCGGCAGCAGCCGAGAGUUGUCCGAUGAACCUGAGUUACGUAACCCAGUUCCCAUGGGAUCACACGUCUUGCCUUCCGAGCUCCAACAACAUGACCAGUUGCUGCACGACUCUUCUCAGCGUGCUGGGCAUCGGACUCUCUCAGCGCCUCCGCGUCACCUCCCUCUUCCGUCUCCCCUCCGUCGCCGUCUCUGCCGUCUGCCUAGCCUCCUUCCAGUCCCGGCUUUCCGAGCUCUCCCUUCCCUCCUCCCUCGUACACACCUGCUUCCCUUCUCCCAACCGCUUCGUUAUCUCUCCGGACUUCUGCGACGGCAUCAUGUCUCUCCGAGACUGGAAAGUCCGGCUUGGGAACUCCACCGCCGUUGAUUCGGACUGCGCCCCCGAUCUGCUCGACCUUACCAGCUGCUCAGCCUGCCUCUCCGCCGGUUUCCAGAUUUCCUCCCGCCUCACCGCCCUUGACGGCAACACUUCCCACGCCACCAAUUGCUUUUACCUCACCGUCACCUACGCCGCCGGCAUCGCCAACAACUUCGGCCCCGAGGAUCCCCGCGCUUCCCUCUGCAUCCUAGGCCUGGCCUCCCCAUACCCUCCCCAUCCCAAAUCCUCCUCCUCUCCAUCCUCCCAUGCAGCAGUCUACGCCUCCUCCUCUGCAGCCGCCGCCUUCUUACUCCUCUCCGCUGCCCUUGCCCUCUAUCUCUGGCGAUCCCACAAACAAAGAAGAAACACGGCCGCCGCAGCUGCCUCCAUGGAUAGUCAGUUUUCCUCCUCCUGGCCACACCCUCGCCCCAACACCGGCGCCAUUUGGUACAACAUACGGGAACUCGAGAAGUCAACAAAUUAUUUCUCCCAGCGAAAUCUUAUAGGCCGGGGUGGUUUCGGCGUGGUGUAUCGCGGCGUACUAUCCGACGGCAGCACUGUCGCUGUGAAGCACGUCCUAGAAUCGGACUUCCAGGGCGACGAUGAGUUCCGCAACGAGGUAGAGAUCAUCAGCAAUCUCCGCCACCGUAACCUCGUCCCUCUCCGCGGCUGCUGUAUCACCGAUGCUGAAGCCGAUGAAGGAACGCAAAAGUUCCUUAUCUACGACUUCAUGCCCAAUGGCAGUCUCGACGACUACAUCUUUCACGACUGCAGCAAGCGCCCCCCUCUUACCUGGCCGCAGAGGAAGAACAUAAUCCUUGAUGUUGCAAAAGCGCUGGCUUAUCUGCAUUACGGGAUAAAGCCGGCGAUCUACCACCGCGACAUUAAGGCAACCAACAUCCUUCUCGACGGCGAGAUGCGGGCGAGGGUUGCGGACUUCGGGCUUGCACGGCAAAGCCGAGAGGGCCAGUCGCAUCUCACUACUCGGGUAGCGGGGACCCACGGCUACCUUGCGCCUGAGUACGCACUCUACGGCCAGCUGACAGAGAAGAGCGAUGUUUACAGCUUUGGAAUGGUGGUUCUGGAGAUCAUGAGCGGGCGCAGGGCGCUCGACAUGGCUUCACCGUCUGGCGUUGUGCUUAUUACCGAUUGGGCGUGGACGCUUGUGAAGGCAGGGAGGAUUGUGGAGGUUUUUGACAUGGCUGUGAUGAGUGGGGAGGGUAGUGGGCCGAAGGGUAUCAUGGAGCGGUUUGUGCAUGUGGGGAUUCUCUGCGCGCAUGUCAUGGUGGCCUUGAGGCCAACUAUUGAAGAGGCAUUGAGGAUGCUAGAGGGGGAUAUUGAAGUCCCGGCAGUUCCUGACAGACCGAUGCCAUAUGGCCAUGGAGCUCUCGUCGGUGGGGAUGGGAGAAAUUUCACUGCGUCGCCCACGCUGAGUGGCUUCGUUCUUAACGUCGGAGACAUUCUCCGGUAAACUAAGUGGUAAACCAAUUUCAUAAGGAAUGCUGGCACAUUUCUACUGAAAAUACUGGAGCAUUGGAAACUUGAUAUCUCUGUUCGCUCCUCCUUCAUAAUUGAUUUUAGCAUGUGGUUCAUUGACUGGGAGCUUAAAUUUCAAAUCAAGAUAUUUCAGAUUGACGGUCUUACAUAAGCAUGUAUAAAUUUUUAUUAAAUACGUUUAAUGUUUAAAAAAAAAUUACAGUUAA
Messenger RNA from Dendrobium catenatum, 2294 nucleotides. RefSeq names its product probable receptor-like protein kinase At1g11050. Gene Ontology annotation, biological process: protein phosphorylation. The record is from RefSeq and is a predicted model, not a curated record. NCBI's taxonomy places the organism in Eukaryota, Viridiplantae, Streptophyta, Magnoliopsida, Asparagales, Orchidaceae. The transcript has a single exon. Gene Ontology annotation, molecular function: ATP binding; protein kinase activity. The coding region runs from base 155 to 2062 and encodes 635 amino acids.